This is a messenger RNA of Meleagris gallopavo (turkey), 897 nucleotides long. The record is from RefSeq and is a predicted model, not a curated record. Lineage: Eukaryota; Metazoa; Chordata; Aves; Galliformes; Phasianidae.
UUUCCUCAACAGGAAGGAGUGAAGACUGAAAACAAUGACCACAUUAAUCUGAAGGUGGCAGGGCAAGAUGGGUCUGUGGUGCAGUUUAAGAUUAAGAGGCAUACACCACUUAGUAAACUAAUGAAAGCCUAUUGUGAACGACAGGGGUUGUCGAUGAGGCAAAUCAGAUUCCGGUUCGAUGGGCAGCCAAUUAAUGAAACAGACACACCCGCACAGUUGGAAAUGGAGGAUGAAGAUACAAUUGAUGUGUUCCAGCAACAAACAGGAGGAGUUUACUAAAAAACAAACAAACAAAAAACAAACCACAAAAAAAGAACCUGCUACUUUCCUCUCCAGAACUGUGCUCCCACAGGCAACACGUUCACAAUUAGAAAAAUAAGACUUGGUUCAGCCACAUCCUGACUACUGCAGUAUAGUUUUCUCUCUUCUCUCUCUUGAUUUUUUUUUUUCCUAUUUCUUCUAUUGUACAUAAGGUAACUGGUGUAUGUGCACAGACAAAACGCAUUUUUUUUUUUUUUAACUAAAUGGCCAAUGGUAUGUUUUGAUCAACAUUUAAUGGAGUUGGGGUGGGAAAACAAACUGGUUCUGUGAAAAUGCCCCUUUCUCCAUUAGUGGCAUGCUCCUUCUACUUUUAUCUUUAUAUUCCAGUAAGUUAUUUUGCUCUCCUUGUUUAAAAACAAAAACCUUACAUACUUUGUUUGAUCGGAUAAUUUCAAUGUUUUUCUUUUAUCAUUGUAAAACCAAGGACAAUUUUAUAACUUUUUUGUACGUAGCUGUUACAUUGUAGAGCAAUCUGUCUAAGUAGGGGUAAAUUACUCUUUAAAAAAAAAAAUCCUAGAUAGUUCUCCCUUCUAGUAAAGCGUCUUGUUGUUUAAAUAAACUUCUUGUUUAAAAUAA